Candidozyma duobushaemuli is the source of this 1902-nucleotide messenger RNA. RefSeq names its product glycerol kinase (gene GUT1). Gene Ontology annotation, molecular function: glycerol kinase activity. The transcript has a single exon. Gene Ontology annotation, biological process: glycerol-3-phosphate biosynthetic process; glycerol metabolic process; triglyceride metabolic process. Lineage: Eukaryota; Fungi; Ascomycota; Pichiomycetes; Serinales; Metschnikowiaceae. Gene Ontology annotation, cellular component: mitochondrion. The record is from RefSeq and is a predicted model, not a curated record. Bases 1 to 1902 code for a protein of 633 amino acids.
AUGCCACGUCGUUCUUCCAACGCCCCUUCCAACCCCGUCGUUGCCACCAUCGACAUCGGCACGACCUCCGCUAGAUGCAUCCUUUUCGCCAAAGACGGCACCGAGGUGGCCAAGCACCAGAUCGAGUACUCCACGUCGGCGUCUGAGGCGCCUGAAACGUCUCUGAACACCGACCAGUACCGUCGUAGGUCCUCGCUUAUGCGCCACAACGAGCCCAUUUUCACCGCCGAGGGUGUGGCCAUUCUGAUCACCGACAAUGUCGAAAUUGAGAACAAUGCUGCUUCCUUGGGUCCUACCCUUCGUUUCCCGCAACCGGGUUGGGUCGAGUGUAUGCCCGUGCACAUCUUGGCCAACGCCGUGGAGUGCUUGGUGGCGUGUCUUAUCACGUUGCGUAAAAUCAACCAGAACCCCGACAUCAAGAUCAAGUACAAGGUCAAGUGCAUUGGUAUCGCCAACAUGCGUGAAACCACGCUUAUAUGGCACAGAAAGACAGGAAAGCCUUUGUGCAACGGUAUUACCUGGACAGACACCAGAACGGCCGAGAUUGUGGAGCAUUUGGAGCACAUGACCGACAAGGAGACCAAGGACGCCAUGCACGAGAAGACAGGCUUGCCAUUGUCGACCUAUUUCUCUGCUGCCAAGGUCAGAUGGCUUUUGGACAAUGACGACACCAUCCGUGAGGAGUACGACUCUGGCGAAGGUAACUUGAUGUUCGGUACCGUCGACACCUGGUUGAUCUACCACUUGACCAAGGAACGCUCCUACGUCACCGACGUCACCAAUGCCUCUAGAACGUCGUUCAUGAACUUGGAGACCCAGGAUUACGACGAGGAAUUGCUCGAUUUUUGGGACAUUGACCCUGAAAGAAUCCAUUUCCCCAAGAUCGUCUCUUCUUCCGAGCACUACGGUUCUUUUGCCGCUCCUAACCUUUCCCACUUGGGUUUCCACAACAAGAUCACCCAGGACGCCUACGACAUGUUGAAGACCAUCUACAACGUGCCCAUUUGCGGCUGUUUGGGUGACCAGUCGGCCUCGUUGGUGGGUCAGAUGGCUGUGAAACCCGGUUCUGCCAAAUGUACCUACGGUACCGGUUGUUUCCUUUUGUACAAUACGGGUGUUCGUAAGUUGAUCUCGGACCACGGUGCCUUGACCACGUUUGGUUUCUGGUUCCCUAACUUAGACGGCGAAGACGGUAAACCACACUUUGCGCUAGAGGGUUCCGUUGCCGUUGCUGGUUCCAUUAUCCAGUGGUUGAGAGACAACUUGAAGCUUAUUGACAAUGCCAAGGACAUUGGCCCAUUGGCCUCGCAAGUGGACAACUCCGGUGGCGUCGUUUUCAUUCCUGCCUUCUCUGGUCUCUACGCUCCUUACUGGGACCGUGGUGCCAGAGGUACCAUUUUCGGUAUGACCCAAUACACUUCAUCCUCUCAUAUUGCCCGUGCCGCUCUUGAAGGUGUUUGCUUCCAGGUGCGUGCUAUCUUGAGAGCCAUGGCUGAGGAUGCUGGUGGAUCGAAGGAUUUCUUGGAAGAAGCCAUGAGCACCCAGGCUGAGAAAUCGCCAUUGUCGACUUUGGCCGUUGACGGUGGUAUGUCCAAGGCUGACGAAGUUCUUCAAAUUCAGGCUGACAUUCUUGGGCCCUGUGUGGAUGUCAAGAGAGCUGAAAACGCCGAGUGUACUGCCUUGGGUGCAGCCAUUGCCGCUGGUCUAGGUCUCAAGGACGAGAAUGACCGUUUGUGGAAGAACUUUGACGAGGUGAUUGAAUGUUUGAGCGGCAAAGACGGCGACUCCAACAAAUUCAAGGCCGUCCAGCCCGAUGCCGAGAGAAGAAAGAACUGGAAACGCUGGGAGAAAGCUAUCGAGAGAGCCAAGGGCUGGCUCGAAGAAGACCGUAAAGACGAGUAG